Knipowitschia caucasica is the source of this 2199-nucleotide messenger RNA. The record is from the annotation of a GenBank genome assembly. NCBI's taxonomy places the organism in Eukaryota, Metazoa, Chordata, Actinopteri, Gobiiformes, Gobiidae.
AUGCCCAAAACCGGUAAGGCGGUGUGCAGAGCCGACCCAGACGACGAUGAGGCCGUGGAGUCGGCGCGAGAUCUGCUCUCGCACGAGGACUGUGCUCUGGACUCGUUCAAGAAAAGCGCACUGAUCGUAGAGGUGGGCGGGGCUAAGGAGGAGGCGGAGUCAGAGGAAGAGGAGGAGGAGCGACCGGCCUGGAGCAGUAAGCUGCAAUACAUCCUGGCCCAGGUCGGCUUCUCCGUGGGACUUGGCAACGUGUGGCGGUUUCCAUACCUCUGUCAGAAGAACGGAGGAGGGGCGUACCUGGUCCCGUACCUGAUCUUGCUGGUCCUCAUCGGGAUCCCCCUGUUCUUCCUGGAGCUUGCUGUGGGACAGAGGAUUCGGCGCGGGAGUAUCGGGGUCUGGAACUACAUCAGCCCGCGGCUCGGGGGCAUCGGCUUCGCCAGCUGCGUGGUGUGUUUCUUCGUGGCGCUCUACUACAACGUGAUCAUCAGCUGGAGCCUCUUCUACUUCUCUCAGUCCUUUCAGCAGCCGCUGCCCUGGCACGAAUGUCCUCUGGUCAAGAACAAGACCUCCACAUAUGUGGUCCCGGAGUGUGAGAAGAGCUCGGCCACCACCUUCUACUGGUACCGCGUGGCUCUGGACAUCUCCGACAACAUCUCUGAGAGCGGAGGCCUGAACUGGAGGAUGACAUUGUGUCUGUUGGCGGCCUGGACCAUGGUCUGUCUGGCCAUGAUCAAAGGCAUCCAGUCCUCCGGGAAGGUCAUGUACUUCAGCUCCCUGUUCCCGUACCUGGUCCUGAUCUGUUUCCUGGUCCGAGCUCUGCUGCUGAAAGGCUCUGUGGACGGGAUCAAACACAUGUUCACCCCGCAGUUGGAGAUCAUGCUGGACCCAAAGGUGUGGAGGGAGGCGGCCACACAGGUGUUCUUCGCUCUGGGCCUGGGCUUUGGAGGAGUCAUCGCCUUCUCCAGCUACAACAAACGCAACAACAACUGUCACUUCGACGCCGUCCUCGUCUCCUUCAUCAACUUCUUCACGUCGGUUCUGGCCACGCUGGUCGUGUUUGCCGUGCUGGGCUUCAAGGCCAACAUCAUGAACGACAAAUGUGUUGCUGCGAACACACAGCGGCUCCUGUCCCUCCUGGGCCACCGGGUCGAGCUCAGUCUGAUCCCGCACCACAUAAACCUGUCUGCGCCCGAGUCUGUGACGGCGGAGGACUACCAGCAGAUCAUCCAGGUGCUACGGGGCGUGGAGGAGGACGACUUCAGGAGCCUGGGCCUGGAGAUCUGCAGCAUCGAGAAGGAGCUCAACCAGACGGUGCAGGGCACAGGUCUGGCCUUCAUUGCCUUCACUGAGGCCAUGACCCACUUUCCUGCUGCUCCGUUCUGGUCCGUGCUGUUCUUCCUGAUGCUGGUGAACCUGGGGCUGGGAUCCAUGUUCGGGACCAUCGAGGGCAUUCUGACUCCUCUCAUCGACACCUUCAAAGUGCGCAAGGAGCUGCUGACGGUGGGCUGUUGUGUACUCGCCUUCUGCAUCGGUCUCCUCUUCGUUCAGCGAUCUGGAAACUACUUUGUGACGAUGUUUGAUGAUUACUCCGCGACGCUGCCGCUGAUGAUUGUGGUGGUCCUGGAGAAUGUGGCGGUGGCCUGGGUCUACGGGGUGGACAAGUUCUUCGAGGACCUCAAGGACAUGCUGGGCUUCACUCCGUACAGGUUUUACUUCUACAUGUGGAAGUUCAUCACCCCCAUCCUCCUGCUGCUGCUGCUGGCCUCCAGCUUCAUCCAGCUGCUCAUGACCCCACCCAGCUACAGCGCCUGGAACAAGGAACAGGCGUCCGCGCAGCAGCUGCCCUUCCCCACAUGGGGCGUGGUGACCUGCGUGUCUCUGGUUGUCAUAGCAAUCCUGCCUGUGCCACUGGUCUUUGUCCUGAGGGCGUGUGGCGUGGUGGACGAGGGCCGCUCUGUGGCGUACCAGAAGGGACGCAUGGUUGUGGACACGCCCGACGACACGGAUCACGAGAGCCUGCUCCACGCGCCCUCGCCUCAGCCCGCCAUGCACCGCAAGCACAGCGUCACCACCGCUAACGGCGCUAAUGCUAACAAUGCUAAUGAGGCUAAUGCUAAGAGUGCUAACGAGGUCAAUGGGACAGCGGGAGGCUGGUACCACUUGGCGGCGCUGCCCGACAUGCCCGAGUCGGACUUGUAA